AUGGAAGCCGAACCGACCAGCGAGCGCCAUGCGCUCAUUGACGUCGACAGCGAUCAAGCCCCCAGCAUGGACCAGUCUAUCGACGACUACUUUAUCAUCAAGCAAGACGUCAGCCUCGAAGUCAACUUCCUCGAACGACGAAUCGACGGGACGACAGAUAUUUUCAUUGCCGUCCUCAGCGAUAAGGUCGAGGAGGUGGCAUUGGAUGCCGCUCAUUGCGAUAUCAAUACAGAUGGAAUAAUCAUUACGGAUCUGCGCGAAGCUCAUGGCGAGAUUGUCGAAGGACACAAACGGAAGGCCACGACCACGUACAAGGAUCCAUAUCAACUAUUGAGCCACCCAAAGAAUUGGAACUGGACCGCCGAGCAUCACGAUCUUCGACGCAUGCGCGCUCGACAGGUGUUCCAUAGCCGCAAGAGCGAUGUGCCCGCUGAUAAUAGAGAGGUCAAGGGUUGCACGCCAGCUUAUGGCUCCCUCAGAAUCGGUUUAAAAGGGAAAGGGGACCAGGACCGCCCGAGGCUGAUAAUUAGGAAGUCGAUGAUAGGGCUCGACGGUUCAUCGCCGAGCUUGCACAGGCAAUACAAAAUUACGAUCCCAUUUACCAAUACGGCACCGCGGGAUGGGCUGCAGUUUGUCGGUGUCGAUCCUCUGGACAAUCGGUUCACCCACAUGUACACUCGUCACACCAUACACCCGGGCACAGCAUCCUGCAUAUUUCCUUGCAUGGAUGACCAUGGGGCAAGAUGUGAUUGGAAGGUUUCUUUUAAGUUUCCGCGAACUCUUGGUGAUGCCCUCCAAAAACCCCUGGCGUCGAAUCUCAACGGCGUAAGCCAUGCCAGCGUGACCAAGAUGGAUAUUGAUGACGGUGACCGAGGGUCGGAUCUAUCUGAGGAGGACAAGUUGAGAGAGAUGACGGUCAUAUGCUCGGGGUUUCUGGUGGAAGAAAACAUCGACCCGAAGGACGACCGGAAAAAGAUCAUGACAUUCGAGCCGGAGAAGAAGACUUCAGUUCAAAAGUUGGGGUUUGCCAUAGGGCCCUUUGAACACGUCGAUUUAUCUGCCGAGUUUCGCACAGAGGAGGAUGAAGUGAAGCUCGGACUCAAUGCUCUUCGCGUCCAUGCCUAUUGCUUACCGUAUCGACGUGAAUGGGUACGCAACACUGCCGCUGCCCUGACCAUGGCUGCAGAUCAUUUGACCUACACAUUCGCGAAGUACCCGUUCAGCAAUUUCAAGCUUUGUUUCCUGGAUGACAUGGUGGAGGAGACAGUACCUCUCCAUUCUCUAGCUUUCAUUAGCACACGCCUCCUCUUCCCGGAAGAUAUCAUUGAUACGGAUGUUGAUGUCACGCGCAAAAUUGUCUUCACUCUGGCAUAUCAGUGGAUUGGAAUCAAUAUGAUCCCCAACACACGAAAUGAUCUGUGGCUCGUGAUGGGCGUUGCUCAUUACAUGACUGAUAUUGUCAUGAGAAAGCUUUGCGGUAACAAUGAACACCGAUUUCGAAUGAAAACGAUGUCAGAUAGGCUUGUUGAAGCCGAUAUUGAUCGACCAUCACUUUGGGAUCUGGGUGCGAACCUUCAUCUCGGUGAUUUCGAAAUGGACUUCAUGUCCUUGAAGGCCCCCGUUGUGUUCUUUAUUUUGGACAAGAGACUAAACAAGGCAUCCGGAGGUCACGGGCUGACUCGAAUCCUGCAAAAGCUUCUGACGAAAGCUCAAAUCGAGAGCAGCGAUAGAUCUACUAUUCUUGACACAGAAAAAUUCAGAGCUACCUGUGAGAAACCAACUAGAACACGUCUUGAAAGCUUCUGGAGCCAGUGGGUCUACGGCUCUGGGUGCCCUCGAUUUGAUGUCAAGGCCAAGUUCAACAAGAAGCGCUUAUGCGUUGAGUUGACUCUGAAUCAGAUUCACUUGCAAGUAAUCGAGCAAGACAGACCAGGUCUGGAAAGGGACACCUUCUUGAGAGCCAUUAGGGAGCGACGGGCGGGCACCGUCAUCGGGGAGCUACAGCCUCUCUACACGGGCCCUAUGACUGUUCGAAUUCACGAGGCUGACGGCACACCUUAUGAACAUAUACUUGAAAUUCGGGAGGACGCUACAAGGUCCACCAAGUUCGAGAUUCCCUAUAAUACGAAAUAUAAGCGGUUGAAACGAACACGGCGGCUGAAAGAGAAGCAUGCAGGUGGUGCUAAUGCAGACGCAGCUGAUGGAGCUGAUGAUGCCUUGUUAUACUGCCUUGGAGAUGUUCUUCAGACGCCCGAGGACCAGAAGCAAUGGGAACUGAUCGAUUGGGAUCCGGAGACGGAGCGCAAGAUGGACCAAGAAUCCUACGAAUGGAUCCGUGUCGAUGCCGACUUUGAGUGGGCUGCUGGUAUGAAGCACACCCUUGAGCCGUACAUGUACGUGUCACAGCUGCAACAAGACAGGGACGUGGUGGCUCAACAAGAUGCCAUGCUUUACCUGGCGAGCGGUCCACUGCAUCCCAUCGCGUCUGGUUUUCUGGUUCGAACCCUGAUUGAUAGACGCUACUUCCAUGGGAUCCGUGCGAUGGCUGCCAAAGCCUUGACGAGACAGGCCAACAUCAAAGACCUUCCAAUGCUCGGAUUGCGACAGCUUAUGAUGGCGUAUCGCGAAAUGUUUUGCUUUGAAAACACAAGCCAGCCCAAGCCGAAUGAUUUCACCAACAAGCAGCAAUACAAUGUUCGUGCAUCCAUCAUCCAAGCUAUUGCUGAUGUGAGGGAUCAGACACAUCGCUGCCCACUGGAAGCUCGGCAGUUCAUUCUCGACCAGCUUCUCUUUAAUAACAACGAAGAGAAUCCUGUGUCCGACCACUACUGGAUCGCCACUCUGGUUGACGCUCUUGCAACUUCUCUCAUUCCAUCUCAAGCCGAUGAUUGGCUGACCCGCCAAAGUGCUCCGAAUGAAGAUGAGCGUCGGUUUUUGGAGUCGGCAUUGGAACAGAUUGAGCGCGUCCUUAGGCGGGACGAGUGGACAAACUCUUACCAAAAUGUCUGGACAAUUGCGGGCCUCGAUGCGAAACUACGCCUGAUGAAAGCAGAAGUCAUUCCCAAGAACUAUGCCGACUUUGGGCAGUAUCUCUUGGAUGGCACAGCCGACCAGAUCCGUGUCAAAUGCUUCGAGGCCCUGGUGGACUUGGGUGCGAUCAUGGAUCAUUCGGUCUUCACCUUUCUACUUUACGUCCUGUCUACUGAUCGUUCACCUUUUGUUCGGAACAAGCUGAUCCAGGCCGCUGCUCGUGGCCUUGCAGCAGUUGCUUUUGGAGAACAUGAGAAGGCGGAGCAGAAACGUCCGGCUGAUCAGGAUCUGGAUUCGGGACUUGUGGUUCAGGAUAGUGGCCAAGAAAUCGAAGCUCGGAAGGAGAAGUUUGCUCGAAAGCAGAAUCUGGACGCAGCUCUGUUGGCUUUGCGAAAGGAGAUGGAUGAAACUUUCGCUGCCGACGAGAGGUAUUACUCUACAGCUAUGCGCAAAGCUCUUGAUCAUCCAACCCUCGGCCGUGCUGAUGUAGAGAGUCUUCUUGAUCUGGCUGCAAUGAUGUUUGACGAGGCCCGCGAUUGGAUCGUGACGCUGAAUAUGCCCAAGGGCUGGAAGGUUGAGAGGCCAGCACAGCAACUUGCUGACCGGUUCAACAUGGUAUUCAAGUCUUACUAUAAGACAAAGCCCAAGGAACCUUUCGUUGCUACUCCAGCGCCCGAACCAAAGCGACCCGUCACGUUGACCAAGACCUCAUCAAUUAAGAUCAAUACAAAAACGGCCGGGACACCAAAGCCAUCUCAACCUCCACCGGUAGAGAAUGGGCGCCCGGCAGCGUCAACACCUGUGUCUCGUGCCCCAAGCGUGAGCACCUCACAUACAAUUAGCAACCCAGACUUAUCUUCUCAGACGUCAACAACUGUCAAGAGACCUCGGCCAGAUAAGGAAGAGCCCACCGCGACACCUGUUGCAAAGCGUCCCAAGAUGGACAUCUAUAAGAAUGGCACCGCGCACACGGCUUCGAAUGGACCUCCACGGAAACGACUUAUGGUCCUUCUGAAGGCGAGGCCCAAGCGGCUUGCCUUGGCUCUGGGUCUUUUACAACCCUCCCAGCAUAGGACUGGGUUGCCCUCGGGCCCCAAGAAAGAAGCGUCUCCUGAUGGUAUAAGGGAUAGUAUCAUUGCCAAACCGAGGAAGCCACUUCCGACAGGGGGAGAAGCACCUAGAAAACCAUUACCGGGGAGCGGCUCUUCAGCCAUACCGGCCAUGCAAAAGAAGUUUGGUGGACGUAGUGCCUCGCCUGCGCCAUCAAGACCUGCACCAUCACCGUCACCCUCAAUAGCAACACCAGGCAGCACCCCGGUCCGUCCCAAAAUUAAGAUUAUAAGAAAGCCCCAGCCUCCGCCUGCCGCCCAGCCGCCACCUUGA
Molecule: messenger RNA, 4413 nt
Organism: Clonostachys solani
Lineage: Eukaryota; Fungi; Ascomycota; Sordariomycetes; Hypocreales; Bionectriaceae
Source: the annotation of a GenBank genome assembly